AUGACAUCCACCCUGGCUUCGUGCAUCUUUUGCAAGAUUAUCAAGGGCGAGAUCCCCUGCUUCAAGCUCUUCGAGAGCGACAAGACAUUGGCCUUUCUCGAUAUCAACCCGCUUAGUCGCGGUCAUGCUCUCGUCAUUCCCAAGCACCACGGUGCCAAGCUUGCUGAUAUCCCUGACGAGCACCUCUCGGAAAUUCUCGUCUGUCUUACCUCGCAAUUCUUUGGCAGUCCAUGCCACCAGCCUGUCGUCAAGAAACUCGUUGCCGCCAGCGGAGCCGAAGAUUACAACGUCCUCCAGAACAACGGCCGCAUUGCUCACCAGAUGGUCGACCAUAUUCCAAAGCCAAACGAGGCCGAAGGUCUUGGUGUCGGUUGGCCUCAACAGGCAACCGAUAUGGACAAGCUCAAAGCGCUGUUUGAGGACCUUAAGUCCAAGAUGUAA
Messenger RNA from Colletotrichum gloeosporioides, 441 nucleotides. Its product is annotated as Hit family protein 1. The transcript has 5 exons. NCBI's taxonomy places the organism in Eukaryota, Fungi, Ascomycota, Sordariomycetes, Glomerellales, Glomerellaceae. The record is from RefSeq and is a predicted model, not a curated record. The coding region runs from base 1 to 441 and encodes 146 amino acids. Gene Ontology annotation, molecular function: catalytic activity. Gene Ontology annotation, biological process: nucleotide metabolic process.